AACAGAAUGUUUAAUAAAAUAUUAACUGAGGAAUCAGAAUUUAUUGCAAAAGGUUCAGGUUGGUCACUUGUAUCAAUAGAUGGGUUACAAUUAAGAAUUAAUUUAGUAAACCCUUUGAAAGGAAGUUCAUAUAUUGAUUUACCUAUAUUUAUAAAAAAAAAAAAAGCCAUUAUAAAUGUUAGAAAUAAAGAUGAAUAUUGUUUUAAAUAUUCUAUACUUAGUAAAUAUGAUAGAAGUUCGAAUAAAUCACGAUUUAACCAAACGUAUUUCAAUAUUCUAGAAAAAAAAAGUGGAUUAAAUUUUAAAUGUAUUGAUUUUCCGAUACCAAUAAAACAAAUAAAAAAAUUUGAACGUCUAAACAAUGUUUCAGUUAAUAUUUAUAGUUUAACUAAUAAAAGUAAUAUUUUUCCUUUAUGUAUAAGUAAAAUAGAAAGAAAAAAUCAUUUUGAUCUAUUUUUAUACAAUAACGAUAAAACAUUACAUUAUUGUUAUAUUAAAGAUUUCUCAAGAUUUAAGAAGUCAAUUAUUUGUAAGAGAUGUUUUACAACUUUCGGGAAUAAACCGUGUAAAAGUAAACUUUGGGGUGAAGAAGGAUUGAUUAAACAUAAGCAAAUGUCUGAUAAGAAUGAAUUAGGAAGACCAAUAAUGUUUGAAGAAGGAAAAGAUGAUGAAUUCAUAUAUUUUAAAAGUUAUAAAAAAACCAAUAGAAUACCGUUUGUUAUUUAUGCUGACUUUGAAUGUAUUUUAAACCCUAAACAGACUAUAGAGUUGAAUAAAAGUAGUAAAAAAUCUAAGGUUUCUAAAACCCAUAUUACUCAUUUACAUGAAAUUAUGAGUUAUGCGUUUUAUGUAAAAGUUGACUAUGACAGUAUAACAGAAAAGCUAUUGCAUAAAUUUAAAAUUCCAACAAAGAUAAUAAUGUAUAGAGGUAAAGAUGCAGCAAAAAAGUUUAUGGAAAAUAUGAUCGAUAUUGGAAAAAAGAUAAAUGAUGUAUAUGAAAUUAAUAUACCAAUGACUACAUUGACUGAAAAGGAAGAAAAACAAUUUCAGAGAGCGGAGGUUUGUGAAAAAUGUUUAUUAUCUUUUAAAAAAAAUAAUUUAUUAAAGGUUAGAGAUCACUGUCAUUUUACUGGUAAAUAUAGACAAUGCCUUUGUCUUAAAUGUAAUUUUGUAAUAACUAAUCCAUCAUUUGUUCCAAUUUUUUUUCAUAACUUAUCCUACGAUAGUCACUUUAUAAUUCGAGAACUUGGUUGUGAUAAUAAUGAUAUCCAUGUUAUUCCGAAUUCAUCAGAAAAAUAUAUAUCCUUUAGCAAAGAAAUUGCUCCUAGAUUUAGUAUAAAGUUUGUUGACACAUUCCGUUUUAUGGCCUCCUCAUUAAGCGAACUUGCAGAAAAUUUGUCUGAAGAUAAAUCAAGGUUUAGAGAAACUCUAAAAAUAUUUUCUAAUAAAAAAUUAGAUUUAGUCACACGAAAAGGGGUUUUUCCUUAUGAAUAUAUUGAUAGUUGGAGUAAAUUAAAUGAAACUCGUUUGCCUCCGAAAUCUGUAUUUUAUAACUCUUUAAAAGAUGAAGAAAUUAAUGAUGAUGAAUAUUCUCAUGCUAAAAAAAUAUGGAGAGUAUUUGAUUUAAAAACUUUGGAUCCUGCUCAUUAUAUGACUGCUCCAGGAUUUGCUUUUGAUUGUAUGCUUAAAUAUACUAAGGUUAAAUUAGAAAGAUUAAAAGACUUUAACAUGCUUUUGUAUUUCGAAAAUUCGAUCCGAGGUGGAAUAACUCAAUCAACUAAAAGAUAUGCUAAAGCAAACAUACCAAACAUUAAAGGUUUGAACUAUAAUCCGAAUAAACCAAUUACAUGGUUAACGUAUCUCGAUUGCGUGAAUUUAUAUGGAAAGUCGAUGUUAACUGAACUACCUUUUAAAGAUUUUGAAUUGGUUGAUGACUUGGAUAUAGAUGUUACAAAAAUUCCAAACGAUUCAAAUGUUGAUUCUAUGGUAUAUGCUAUUCGAACACACAAUUUUUUUAAUGAUAUAAGAUAUGAUUUAUCACCGUUUUUUGAUACAUCAAAUUAUCCUAUCGAUCAUUAUUGUUUUAGUGAAAUUUAUAAAAAUCAGCCUGGUUAUUUCAAAGAUGAAAUGGGUGGAAAAAUUUUAAAAGAAUUUGUUUCAUUAAGACCGAAAUUAUACGCUUACAGAACUGUGGACGACAUUGAGACAUUAUAA
Molecule: messenger RNA, 2214 nt
Organism: Rhopalosiphum padi (bird cherry-oat aphid)
Lineage: Eukaryota; Metazoa; Arthropoda; Insecta; Hemiptera; Aphididae
Molecular function (GO): nucleic acid binding
Source: RefSeq, a predicted model, not a curated record